GGCUUUAGUCGAGUUAUAACUGAGUGAAAGUAUCAAGUGAGGUGAUCACAAUGAAUAACUACUUCCUAGCGCACGUUAUUAGUUUAUUUGCUGUUGUUCAUUUCGGACACAGUCAAAAAGAGGAUUUUAAAUGUCCAGAUGACUUCGGAUUCUAUCCCCAUCAUUUAUCGUGUGAUAAAUACUGGAAGUGUGAUAACAAUGUCGCUGAGCUGAAAACUUGCGGGAAUGGAUUGGCUUUUGACGACACUGACCCGAAAUACCUUAAGGAAAACUGUGAUUACCUGCACAAUGUUGACUGUGGAGAAAGGACACAGAUAGAGCCCGCCAUCGGAACGCCCCACUGCCCUAGGUUGUAUGGUAUCUUCGCCGAUGAUUCUAAGUGUGACACUUUCUGGAACUGUUGGAAUGGAGAAGCCAGCAGGUAUCAGUGCAGUCCUGGAUUGGCCUACGACAAAGAAUCCAGAGUGUGCAUGUGGGCUGACCAAGUAGCAGAAUGUAAACAAGAAGAGGUUGGAAACGGAUUCGCUUGCCCGGCUGCCGGAGAAGUUGCUGGCUCCUCAGGAUCGUUCUCCCGUCAUGCUCACCCUGACGACUGCCGCAAGUACUACAUCUGCUUAGAAGGAGUCCCACGAGAAUACGGAUGCCCCAUCGGCACAGUCUUCAAGAUCGGAGACACCGACGGAGCCGGAAACUGCGAAGAUCCCGAGGAUGUUCCCGGCUGUGAGGACUACUACGGUGACUUGGACUUGAAGAGCAUUAGGAAGAGUGAACUUUUAGCCGGACUUCAAGGCGGUAGCGGAGGAAGCAGUCAAGGCACUAGCUCCAACCAGGCCAGGACCUUAAACAAUCAAUCUGAGGCCAAAGUCUCACCGAAAUCCAGCAAGCAGCCCAGGCCUGCACCUCAACAACCAGUACAAAAUGCUCCUAGUCGACCAGCCCCCAGCCAAGCUCAAAGAAGCCAACCUCCCAAGCAAGCCCCCCAGGCGCCCCUACAGGAAUACGAAGACAACUAAACUUCAAAUUAAUACUACCAACAGCAAUUCUAUAGCUGAAAUUGUCGUAAAUGUCACGAACUUGGAGACUGAAUUUAACUAUUCCCUCUUAUGAUCCCAAUCCCCAAUUUGCCCGAUCGUGCCUUGCUCAUUGUUUUCUCAUCAAACUUUGUUUCAAUGUCUUGGCAUAUAUUUUUAUAGGCACUAGAAAAAAAUUAAUAUCGGAUCAACUUAUGAUACGAUACUUUGAAAUUUCAUUUUGAAUGUUUUCCUGGAUUCCUUUACAGGGAUAAUUACUUUUAUUCUUUAAUUUUUCAAAUAUUCGAGGCUCAAAUUAUAAUUGUAAGAAAUCUCACAAAUAUGCUUAUUUUCUCGUCUCUAGUAUGAAAAUAAGGGUACAUAAGCCAGCGAUUGCUCGAAAAAAAUUUACGUUAUAACUAGUCCAUAUAAUUGUUAUGCCAAACUUAAUUUUUGGAGUAAUUUUCUAAGAUUUUUCAAGUAACUUUCUUCAACUAAAAUUUACUUUUUGGAUACAUGUAUUUCACGCUAACAUUAUCCAUUGCGUAUGUUUCGUUUUCAGUCAAGGUAAAAACUUUCCUUGAAAAGUUUAUCAAUUCAUAGUAACUUAACUUUUGUCGUUAUAACCAGGGAAUUUCGGAAAAAUCAACCUUUGUUUUAUAAAGAAUUAAUAGAAUGAGCUAUUUUGAAAAUGAGGCCAGCUUCUAUAUUCAUGCCUAAUAAGAGCUACUACGUUAGUUUUGAAACUGUGAUUAUAUAUCAAUUCCUCGUCCAUGACGCAUGCACUCAAAUUAAUCAAGAUUCUAAGAGUUACUUCCUCAGCGAUUUUCAUAAAGGUUUGUUUAGCCUUUUUUGUUAUCAGUUUAAAGGUGUCACUAACUUAUUGUGUUCAAUGAGAUCAAAUUAUAGAAGUAUCUAAAUGCAUAAUUGACAAUACAGUCAAAGAAAAAUUACAAAUGAUUAAACUCCCUCAAAAUAAUGUCCGUUUUUCUCAUCGUGUCGAUUUAAUUGUAAGUACCUUUAUCUUGCACGUGCUAACGAAACUUAUGAAUAAAACUAAUUGCUCGAUAAGAAAUUUUCCAUCAUUUGAUUUAACACCACCAGUAACCUAUGACAAAGUAUCAUACCAAGAGAUGAACAGUGUUAGUAUAGUUAUAUAUAUGGUUACUCAAAAUGUAUUUAUAAUUACUUUGAUCUACGAUGAUGUACUAUUUAAGUUUAACUGUAUGUGUAAAUAGUUAAUAUAGUACUUGUUCAUAAAAUAAUAGAUUAAGAAUGUUCAAUAGAAUCCAAAACUGAAAUAAAUAUGGACACCACUUUCUA
Molecule: messenger RNA, 2333 nt
Organism: Bemisia tabaci
Lineage: Eukaryota; Metazoa; Arthropoda; Insecta; Hemiptera; Aleyrodidae
Gene: Gasp
Product: Chitin binding Peritrophin-A domain-containing protein Gasp
Cellular component (GO): extracellular region
Molecular function (GO): chitin binding
Source: RefSeq, a predicted model, not a curated record